AUGAAGAGACUGCUCGGAAACAAAAUUACUUUUAAUAAAAAAAAAAAAAAACAUAACAAUUUAGGAUUACACGCAUUUCGAGGUGGAUCUGGGAAUUUCAAAAAAGGCAACAAGGAUUUCAAGAAAGGGAACAACAACAAUAACAAUAAUAAUGCCGUGCGUAAGGGAGGCAUGUGGAAAGGCAACAAUGGAGGACGAGGCGGAGGGGGCCCAAGAGGUGGCGGAAGAGGUGGAGGUGGCGGAAGAGGUGGAGGAGGAGGAAGAGGUGGUGGUGGAGGAAGGGGUGCUAGAGGAGGCGGAGGAGGAGGAGGAAGAUUUGGUGGAGGAAAUAAUAACAAUAAAAAAAAUUUCACAAAAGGUGGAAAAUCAGGAAAAGUUAUUGUAGUACCACAUAGAUUCCCAGGAGUUUUUUUACUAAAAGGAAAGUCAGACAUCCUUGUAACAAAAAAUUUAGUCCCCGGAGAAAGUGUGUAUGGAGAGAAAAGAUACGAAGUAAUGGGAGACAAUGAAAAAAUAGAGUACAGAGUCUGGAAUCCAUUUCGUUCAAAAUUGGGUGCUUGUUUAAUGGGUGGAGUUGGUAACAUGCCUAUCAAACCAGGCUGUAAAGUUCUUUACCUGGGAGCAGCAAACGGAACGUCCGUAUCUCACGUGUCCGAUAUGGUCGGCGAUGAAGGAGUUGUUUAUGCAGUUGAAUUCUCUCACAGAUCAGGAAGAGACUUAACCAACAUGUCAAAAAAGAGGUCCAAUGUGGUUCCCAUUGUAGAAGAUGCUAGACAGCCAAUUAAGUAUCGUAUGCUAGUGGACAUGGUGGACGUCGUUUUUGCUGAUGUCGCACAGCCAGAUCAAGCACGUAUUGUUGCUAUGAAUGCUCAUAUGUUUUUAAAAACUGGAGGAUGGUUCAUAAUAUCCAUUAAGGCCAACUGUGUUGACUCCACUGCCAAACCAGAAGUCGUCUUUGCCUCAGAGAUGGAGAAAUUGAAAAAGGAAAGUUGUAAGCCGAAGGAAAAACUAACGUUGGAACCCUUUCAUCGUAAUCAUGCUAUCGUUUUGGGCAUGUAUAGGUAA
Plasmodium fragile is the source of this 1065-nucleotide messenger RNA. RefSeq lists its product as uncharacterized. Lineage: Eukaryota; Apicomplexa; Aconoidasida; Haemosporida; Plasmodiidae. The record is from RefSeq and is a predicted model, not a curated record. The transcript is spliced from 2 exons. Gene Ontology annotation, cellular component: small-subunit processome; nucleolus; box C/D methylation guide snoRNP complex. The coding region runs from base 1 to 1065 and encodes 354 amino acids. Gene Ontology annotation, molecular function: histone H2AQ104 methyltransferase activity; rRNA methyltransferase activity; RNA binding. Gene Ontology annotation, biological process: rRNA methylation; box C/D sno(s)RNA 3'-end processing.